This is a messenger RNA of Lampris incognitus (smalleye Pacific opah), 2276 nucleotides long. It is a transcript of the gene fastkd2, whose product is annotated as FAST kinase domains 2. NCBI's taxonomy places the organism in Eukaryota, Metazoa, Chordata, Actinopteri, Lampriformes, Lampridae. The transcript is spliced from 11 exons. Gene Ontology annotation, cellular component: mitochondrial matrix; ribonucleoprotein granule. The record is from RefSeq and is a predicted model, not a curated record. Gene Ontology annotation, molecular function: RNA binding. The coding region runs from base 1 to 2007 and encodes 668 amino acids. Gene Ontology annotation, biological process: regulation of mitochondrial mRNA stability; mitochondrial RNA processing.
AUGUCUAUCCGGGUGACAGGAGAAGAGCUCUUGAGAUGGGCCUCGAUUCUCUGCAACCGCAGGUCACUAUGGCAGAAGUGUGGUCCUCGCAUUCUGACAUCAGUCAGAGACAGUUCGUCCUCUUAUUUGCAAUCACCACACAUUUUGAGCACAAAGCAGAGAAGGAGCCCAUUGGCUGGGCAUCCUGUCCCUGUGGUCAGAUACUUUUCAGAAGGUAGGAUUUCCAAAGUGGGGCCAGAAGAGACUGAGCAUCUUUCAACGGAACCAGAGAGUUUAUCCUCCACCACUGAUUACCAAUCCACAGAUACUCUGUUCGAGCAGAAAUCAAAGAGAAAAACUUUCUCCAAACAGUUAAUGGAGUGUGGCUCCCCCACAGAUGUACUGGACUUGCAUGUUCAGUACUCAGCCCCUCAUCAGUGGAUCAGUCACUGCCUGACCUCCAUGUGGAGCACCACUAAGAAGAUGUCAGAUGAGCAGCAGCGCUAUGAGCUGCAGCUGAUGUUUGAGCACCCUCACUUUGACAAGCUGCUACAAAUGGCCAUGAAGAGUGCUGGGCAUAUGCGUAGUGAGGACCAGGCCUUCUCUUUAAUGGCCAUUACGAAACUGGGUGUGCCCCAGCAAAGUCGUGUGGUCCAGACCUUUCUCCGAGCCUGCCAGGAGCACCUGAAUGAAUUUGAUGAGAAGAGUUUGUCAGUGUUGGCCUCUUCUCUGGAGCAAAUGGACAACAGUCUGAACGUCAAUGCGUUGAAGGAGGGCAUGAGGCUGGUUUUUGAAGCUCGCCUCCCAAGAAUCAAAAACGUAUUGACUCUGCAGACCAUAAUGCGUCUGCUGGGAAAAGAUGCUCCUCUGGGCCUUAAAAAGAAAGUAGAGAAAAAGGCUUUAUCUAUGUCUCAGCAGUUCAGCCUCCCCAACUGCCAGUAUAUGAUCUCCACUAUGGUUACGAUGGACUACUGCUCCAAACCACUGCUGAACAUCUGCAUCAAGACGAUCACAGAGAAUCUCCACACAAUCCCAUUUAAGAGAAUGUUAACUGUUCUGAAGUCCUGCAAGGCGCUGCAGUACAGAGACCUUACCCUGUUCAAUGGCAUUUCUGACUACAUUGCCUCCACGAUGGAUAUGUGGAGUAAUAAGCAGGUAAUCCUCUGCCUGGCUGUAUUUGAAGAAUUGGCCUUCUGUCCCUCAGCCUUGAUGGAAGCCUUUGCUGAGAGGUUGAUGGCAAGCCCUGAUGCUCUGACACUGCGAGAUCUCCUGAGCAUGCUCAAAAUCUACGCCUCUCUCAACUAUGACCUACGCCACUUCAGGCAACAGUUCCUGGACAGUUUGACCCGGGUUCUGGAGUCCUAUCUGUCUAAGAUGUCUGCCCCGGAGGUGCUAAAGGCCGUUUACUGGCUGUGCUUGUUGGGCCACUUCCCGUCAGCACCGCUGGAACACCUUCUACAGAGCAAUACACUGGAUGAGCUCGGCACUACAGGGUCCAGGCAGGAGAGAAUGUUUAAGAUAGUGGACCUGUGUCUUCGUCUGGACCGUCCUCCCCUACCCCAGCCCCUGACUGUUCCCCCGUCUGUCCUGGGAGCCCCCAGAUCUACUGAUCGGCCGGUCAACCCUGGAUUCUCCAUCUGCCUGCGGGAUGCAUUGGGCGAAGCAGAGAGAGAGUCCCUACAGGAAAUGGUUAUAGUGGAAAACUUUCACAUCGUAGACGGUGUGAUAACCAAACCCUUGCCGUUGGCUGAAGGAAAGUGUGUGAAGGAAGCGGACUCUCCUCCAGCAGAGAGCAGUCAAAGAAUUGCGGUCAUCUGUGCACCCCAUUCCGCUUUCUGUUAUGGCACGUCCCAUCCCCGAGGCUACCUGUCUGUAAAGCUUCGCCAUUUGAAGGUCCUGGGAUAUACUCCACUUGUGAUCACAGAGCAGGACUUGAAGUCUUUGUCCAAUGAGCAGAGGGCGGAGGUCCUCAGGGCGCGGAUCUUUCCGGAAAACGAGGGGGCGGACACUGAACAGAAAGCGGAGUGACGGGCAUCUCGAGUCGAGGGGUCGUGACGUGAACCCCCCCUUGGGUGAUCCAUACUCGAUCUGGCCGUCUCCGCCUGUGCAGCGAUCAGUAACGUGUACACCAUAUCAUGCAUAAGCGCCGAUGAAAAGGUGCACGCUGUUCAGUGGCUUCAUAAAUGUAAACAAUCUGAGAAAAACGACCCUGACAUCAAACGCACGGAAUUUCAAUUACAUUACAUUAUGAAAGCCUGUUGUGACUCUCCUGUUAUUUAGUUUAUGAAUAAACUACU